AUGCCUAAUUCAUCCACGGCAUGGCAUUUCAAACUGCAAUUUUCUGAGAACAUCGACUACCAAGGCGGCGACGUUCGCGAGCGUCCAGUCUACCAGCUCUUCUGCAUGUUCAAACAGCCGUGGGUGUGUGCUUCAUGCCUCGCGAAAGGGUUUCGUGUCUCUCGUAGAGUGCAGAGGGCCGCCCUGAGUAACAUCAGCCCACUACGACAAGCGGAUGUGUCCAGUGCUACCAUAUAUCCAGCACUCCUCUCACGUGCUCGACGCAUAGCUGCGGAACAUAAGCUGUUGUCCAAGCAGCUGGAGAACGACUAUUCUCUUGCGAUUGCGAAGAAGGCGGGCGCUUUGGCGUCCAUAGUCGACGAGCUGCAGAAAUGGGAGAAGGCAAACGAGUCGUUGCGUGAGCUCCAAGAGCUCCUGCGUGACCCGGCUACAGAUGCGGAGCUGAAAACGCUGGCGUCUGAAGAUCUCGAAUCCACAGUGGCACAGCUGCAUGGUGCUUCGCAAAGUCUUACCGCCUCGCUGGUCCCAAAGCACCCAUUUGCGGAUCUGCCAUGUCUCAUAGAGAUACGACCUGGUGCUGGCGGAUCAGAGGCGGGGCUCUUUGCUCAUGACCUGCUACAGAUGUACAAAGGCUUUUGUUCAAGCAGGGGGUUGCGAGCUACGGUUCUUGAAGAGAAGAGGGACGAUGGCACAAAUGGGAUGGCAAUUGUGGAAGCUGUCUUGUCUGUCGAGUCGCCCGGAGCGUACGGUAUUUUAAGAUGCGAGGCCGGCGUCCACAGAGUACAGCGCGUGCCGGAGACCGAGAAGAUGGGCCGUACACAUACAAGCUCUGCUUCUGUCAUGGUGUUGCCUUCCUUCAGCGACGGCGCUGUUGAAGAGAUGGACAUUGAUGAUCCCAAAAGCGACUUCUACGUCGAUCCCUCUGAGGUUCGAGUGGACGUUAUGCGCGCAUCUGGCGCAGGCGGCCAACACGUCAAUCGUACAGAGUCCGCCGUCCGCCUUACCCAUAUCCCGACCAAUACCGUAGUCUCCAUCCAGACAGGACGUUCGCAGCUGCAGAAUCGGAAAACGGCGUGGGAGAUCUUGCGAGCACGGUUAGCCCAAUCACGAAGGGAGAAACGGGAAGAGGAGAUGCUCGCCAUGCGGAGGAGCGUUGUGGGGGUAGCCAAGAUUGGUCGUGGGGAUAAAAUACGAACAUACAACUGGUCACAGCAGCGUGUCACCGAUCACCGGAGCGGCCUAAGCGUGCACGGAAUAGAUGGUAUCAUGGCUGGCGGUCCCAAUUUAGAAAAGCUCAUGGACAGCGUGCGGAAAUGGAUGGUAGAAAAAGAGGUCGAGAGUAUGAUUGCUGAAGUCAAGGAUAACGAGAAUGGAGAGAUCGCGACGUCAAAGUCUCCUCGAGAGUAGGGUUUAGCUCUACGUCAGUGAGCACUUGCGGACUGCUAGCCAUGAUGAGAUGCUUUUCCAGAACUAAAGUCACACUGAACUGUUGACGAGGGCUCAUUUCAUGAGCUAAUCAUUUCCUGGUUAUUGCCUUAAUUGUACAUUACCACAAAAGUCUCAAAGACAUCUUUCUUGACAUCAAAAGCUGUCGAGCACACUAAAUUUAGAAGCAACAGCUUAAACGGUAAUGGCACAAAAUGAAAGCAUGCUACCGGAUAUGUGGAAAUUUAGCUAUCCUCUUUAUGACGAUUUAUGAUUGAAGCCGAGCCUAAAAGCAGGAGGCCGAU
Molecule: messenger RNA, 1730 nt
Organism: Verruconis gallopava
Lineage: Eukaryota; Fungi; Ascomycota; Dothideomycetes; Venturiales; Sympoventuriaceae
Exons: 2
Coding region: 1-1407 (468 amino acids)
Biological process (GO): translational termination
Molecular function (GO): translation release factor activity
Source: RefSeq, a predicted model, not a curated record